CCUCGGCGUCUGAAAGCAGAAAGCAGGUGACCUUGUGAAGAAAGUUACCGUCACCCGUCGGCUCGAAGUGUAAAAACAAAACAAAAACAAAACAAAUUUGCAAAGUAGGCGACAGGAUGAGUGAUUCAGAACAGCAACAAGAGGCUGACAAGCCACAGUGGCCUGAGAAUGGAGAUGAGUGGAGUGAUGGAGAGGAUGGGACCAAAAUGGACUGUGGGCUCCUGCAGGCCAUGGCUGAGGAGGAUGAGGAGAUCAACGUCUACAAUGAAGAGACGUUUGGAAUGGACCUUGAUGCACAUGGAACCACAGAGGACCCCAGCAGCAAUCUCCAUCCGUUUGGGGAGCUGCCACCACCUCCAUCACCGCCUCCAUCACCACCACCGCUGCCGCCGCCGCCACCACCACCACUGUCAUGCCCCAAACCACCAUCCCGCCAUAGCUCUCCCUCCCCUCCCAGACAGAGGCCGCUGUAUCUGCCCCGGGCUCCCCCAGGGCAGCGCGGCAGAGGUCGGGGACAGAGAGGAGGGCUGGGCAGGGGGCAGAUGUUUGAAGACCCAGCUGUGAUGAGGAUAGUGCAGGGGCAGCCGAGCCUCAAGGGUCUUGACAGUGCCAUAGUGGACUGUGGGAACACCAUGCAUUGGAAUACCUUUCAGGAUGACUAUUUGUCACCCUCUUCCAGAAAGACGAGAAGAAUCUCCGGAUCAAUAUUUCAGGACAGUGCUAUAGUGUGUGUGAUUGAUGGUCGCAGAGGUCAGCACCUGACCUCCAACUUCCUGGAUUUGCCAUAUCCUGUCUCUUCCUUCAGGGGCAGGAGAGGGGAACCCAGAGGAUCCUACCCCAGAAGACACUUUGGCCAAAGAGGCCCCUCUCAGAUGCAUGUGCCCAUGGUACCAGGAUCACCCAUCCUCACACGACAACCGCUCACCCCUCGGCAACAUUACAAUCAGACAGGAGGCUUCAGGUUUCCUGGGAGCCGGCCUUGCCCCUCCACUCCUCAGUCCCUGACUCCUAAGAUGAUGCAACUUCGCUUCGGUGCCAACUCACCAAGACCGUCCCCCUUUUACAGCCCCUUGUCUAAUUCAGUGCAGCAUUUCAGGUACCCUGGUCCUGUCACGCAGCUGCACCCCCAACAUAAACGACUACUUAAUCAAAAACAACGUAUAUUCCAAAGAAAACCAGAGGGCUGGGAUCCUUACUGUAACCUCAUGACGGCCAAAGAGAAGGAGUGGAUCACCAGGCUGCAGAUGAUUCAGCUGCAGAGUGAGCAUCCAUACCUCGAGGACUACUAUUACCAGGAGUACUAUCGGCGAAUAGAAGCAAAGAUGGCAGAGGAAGAGCUGGGUAUCAGGGGCAAGAGGGAGCCACCCAAGCUCACCACGCCUUUCAUCACGAAAACUGAUGCCUACACACCAGUUGUGCACAUUGAAGGCUCUUUGGGUCAGGUUGCUGUGUCCACGUGUUACACUCCUCGUCGUGCCAUCAGCGCAGUUCAUGCAGUCCAAGCUCAUGGUCCACUCGAGGAACAAAAAGACAUCAGACAACAACGGUUAGAGGUCCUUAGUAAAAUAGAAAAGUUGUUCAUAGUUCUGCUGGAGGUCGAGGAGAUGGAGAGGAUGAAACCCACGUUCUUGUCUGAAGCAGAAGAAAGAAGGUUGGUGGAGAAGACGCAGAGGAAAGUGGAGCACAUCUACUCCCAGCUGCAACACCAUGACCCCCUAGACUCAGGAGGAGAGUUUCUUCCUUUCCUGCUGGUCUCAAAAGGCAAAAGGCUCGUUGCCCGUCUGCUCCCGUUCCUCAAACACGAUACUGCACUGAAAAUCUUGAGCAUUGUGACCUUGAAUCUACCAACACUGAUGAGCAGAGAUACUGAGGAGGCUCUUCCUGUGCUCUAUCCGUCUCUGCGAAACGUGAUUGGAGGCCUGACGUUCAGUCAGCUCAUCGGGGUCCUCAAAUAUGUGACAUCUGAGUCUCUGACGACAUAUGAGUGCCUCACGCUGGCAUGUCAGAACAAGUUUGGACUGUCCCUACUGUAUGCUCUCCUGUCCCAUGGAGAGAAGCUGCUGUCCUCAGGUGUUCCUCUAGAGCCCAGCAUCGGUGACUUUGAGACCUGGACCGACACAAUAUUCCAGGUGGCGGGGCAGCUGUCCCAGUCUUCACUGGUGGAGCCACUCCUCCUGCCCUCAAACCUGCUCACUCUCUUCUGCCGUUACCUGGACAAGCGCACUGUGCAUCAGCUGAAAAGCAACAUGGAGUCUGCAACUGGAUUCCUGGCUCUUCCAUCUUAAGGUGGACUGAAGCUAAUGAAACGUUCAGCUAAUGACCAGGUUGUGGUGAGCACUAGAGUGAAAGGAGCAGAAGCACUGCCCUGACAAAAAGUCCUCAGUGUUCAUUAAAACAGAAGCAAAGUAAUAUGCUACUAAUGACCUGUGUUCAAAAUGUUUUGAUUCUUAUUUUCCCUCAUCCCUUCACGUUCUUGCACGUUUAAACUGUUUCCCUUUUAUUUCCUUUAUCUGAUCUUUUUACUUUCCUCCCUUUGUUCUCCAGAAGGCUAUGUCAGUUAUUCUGAAGUCCUGAUGUUUCCUUCUAAAACAAAUGUUGCUACCAUGUAAUGAGAUGCCAUAUACUGAGUUGGUAACAUUACAUUAACAGCUCACAUGUCAGUUAAUGUCAGUUAAUUGUAGGACACAAAGCUUCAGGUAUCACUUACAGAGAUGAAUGUGUUGGAUCAGAUAUUGAUGACUGGGGUGUGGAUUGUAUAGUAAU
This is a messenger RNA of Chelmon rostratus (copperband butterflyfish), 2763 nucleotides long. RefSeq names its product PAT1 homolog 2 (gene patl2). The record is from RefSeq and is a predicted model, not a curated record. The coding region runs from base 117 to 2285 and encodes 722 amino acids. The transcript is spliced from 19 exons. Gene Ontology annotation, molecular function: RNA binding. NCBI's taxonomy places the organism in Eukaryota, Metazoa, Chordata, Actinopteri, Chaetodontiformes, Chaetodontidae. Gene Ontology annotation, biological process: P-body assembly; deadenylation-dependent decapping of nuclear-transcribed mRNA. Gene Ontology annotation, cellular component: P-body.